Messenger RNA from Betta splendens (Siamese fighting fish), 2317 nucleotides. RefSeq names its product synaptotagmin-5. The transcript is spliced from 5 exons. Gene Ontology annotation, cellular component: synapse; axon. The record is from RefSeq and is a predicted model, not a curated record. Lineage: Eukaryota; Metazoa; Chordata; Actinopteri; Anabantiformes; Osphronemidae. Gene Ontology annotation, biological process: cellular response to calcium ion; calcium-ion regulated exocytosis; regulation of dopamine secretion. Bases 198 to 1676 code for a protein of 492 amino acids. Gene Ontology annotation, molecular function: calcium-dependent phospholipid binding; calcium ion binding; clathrin binding.
AGGAGUGGGAUCCCGGCAGGAUUAAUGAGCGCGGCGCACCGGCGGCCAGCGGCAGCGCUGGUGCGCCGCGUUCUGCACGGACGCGUUCUGCACAAUCACUGCGACUGGAGCUCGGGCUCCGUCACCCGCCGAGGCUAUUGGCUGCGAGGCGCCGGGCUCCUGCGCACACGCUGACUGGCGUCCAGCUGGACGGAGACAUGCCGCAGUCCGCCCUGGGAGUUCACCAGCAGAUCCUGCUGGCCGCGGGCCUGGCCGUCUUCUGCUACUGCCUGGUCCUCGGCUGCAUCCUUUGCUGUCGCCGAAGGAAGAGGGUUUCGUCGGAGGACAAGAAGGCCGUUUUCUCACCUCACGCCGCUGAGAGCGUGAGCGUGACGCCGCCGCCGCUGCUGUGCACGCAGCCCGUCAAGCAGCAGUACGAGGAGCUGGACGGAGACGUGCUGGACUUCCCUUCGUCUAAAAGCAGCUCCCCUCCGUCGGAGGACGCCCUCGCAGCGCUGCCGCCCGGCCCGGCCGAGCCGGCGCCUCCCCCCCGGGCGGCCUUCCCCAUGCGGCGCCUCAGCACUCCGGCUCCCGGCUCACCCUCCAAGGCCCAAACUCACGGCAGGGCCUCGCUGCCCUCGCUCACUAAGCUGAACCUGGUGUCCAGGUCCCGGCGGGCGAUGAGUCGACGCAGCACGGUGAGCGGUGAAAGCUUCCUCUACAGCGAGAGCAGCCAGCUGACGUCUGGCGCCGCUGCCCGGUCUCCCAGCGGGCCACAGUAUGGCUCCAGCUCCCUCUCCAUCGCGCCCAAGUUCGCCCCCCUCCUCCACUUUUCCCUGCUCUUCUCCUCGGUCUACGGCACGUUGGUGGUCAGCAUCCUUGGGCUCUCAGGGACCAGCCGGAAACGCGGCGGGGUGCUGGUCCGGGCCAGCCUGCCCCCGCUCUGCCCCAGUCCGCAGCAGGUCUCCUCCCGGCGCCGCAGCAUCAGCCCAGAGCUCCAGAGCCUUGUGCUGCAGGUGGGCUCCGUGGAGGAGCUGCGUACCUGCACCCUGAGGCUGGCCGUUUACACCAGGGACUUCUCGGGCCUGAGGGAAGCGGCGCUGGGGGCCGUGGAGCUGCCGUGUGGGCAGAUGGACUGGGAGCCUGACACCAUGUCCACCUACACCAGACAGCUGAGCCCGACCAAAAGCAAGCUGAAAAAGAGUGUGAGCUCCCAGGAAACGCUGGUCCGCAGGAAGAGCUCCGUGUGCUCCGCGGGCGCGCUGGGCCAGCUCUUCAUCCUGCUGCAGUACCAGCUGCUCGCCCAGCGCAUCAAGGUGAUGGUCCGCAAGGCCGAGAGCCUGGCCAAGCUCACGCGGAUCCCAGGAGCUCCAGAUCACUAUGUUGUCAUCAACCUGCGUCAGGAUGGGAACGUGAUUAGUACCAAGGAGACCAAAGCAGCCGGCGGCUCCAACCCCGUCUGGAACGCCCCGUUCCUCUUUGACCUGCCUCCUGGUGACAUAAGUCAGCUGCCGCUCGUCCUCGAGUUCAUCGUCAUGCAGGGCCGUCUCUAUACCAAGAGCUGCGUUCUGGGCCGCGUGCUGAUCGGCACCACGGCUCCAGAAGCCGGCCGGGGCCACUGGAAGGAGAUGAGCAGCCGGGGCCAGAUAGAGACCGCCCGCUGGCAUUCCAUCCAAUCAGCUGCGGCGGUGGAAUGAUUGACAGACUGUUGAGACGAGGUUUGUCGCACGCUGUCUGCGUGGAGCCUGCUGCAUCGUAGCUGUGUUACCUGUGAGUAUUUCCACUGCGUCCGACUCUGACUCUGGAUAACCUGUACCGAUGCUGUGCUUGUGUAUGUACAUGUACGAACUAACUAGUUGCUCGUUGGUUUCCUGUACUCUGGCUGGGGUUGUCUCUGGGGGGCAAAGGUGUCAAUGUCUACAUGUUUAGGGACAAAAGAUUGAUUUGUUGUGGUCCUUUGAGUUUCCAGUGACGUGCAGUUAAUGUCUAAACAACCAACAAAUCACACAAAUUACAUUGUUUUGUGCAUUGUUGUCUAAUUUGUCCCUUUUCGCCUUCGAGGGAUUGAAGGUCAACAACACACGCAGCCCGAGAAACAUCCUUUUAACAUAAUGUUUAAUUUCCACUCAUAAAAAAUAAAACAAAUCCAAUGCAUUGUGUUUUCACAAGUCGCUCCUAAAUGACUGUGUGACUUUGUUGUGUUUGUUUGGUUUGUGCCCGUGCAGUGUGGUGACCAUAUGUGGAUGUGCUGGUGGCACCUGUCCUCACUGUAUUUGAAUGCUUUGCCUUUAAGAGAAAAAAAAAAUAAAAUCAUAUGUUACAUAACUAAUAACGUCAA